CGGCAAUACAGAACUCCUGCCACGGGGAGGCGCUCGCGUGCCUAGAAAGAGAAAAAUGUUGGCACGUCAUCUUCGGUGACGUUUGGAAAACAAAAAACAGGAAAUCUGAAACAAAAACUUCGAGGCUGUUAUAACCCAAAGCCAUCUGUGACCUCCUACAGAUGGCUUGCUGUGAGAGCAGUAAGGGGAGUCUGGAGGAGGACAGCAAUAAUGAAGUUAAUGGCAAGGAGCUGCCUGGAUGUGCCUUAGCGAUGCUGGAAAAGGAACGAGAGUAUCUUCUGAGCCCUUCGGAGGGUCCCGGCACCUUCAUCAGUAACUCCUCCAGUUGUCUCCAGGCUGCUGACCCCCUUCAGGGCUACGAUGUAGAAUUUGACCCACCCCUAGAGAGUAAAUACGAGUGUCCUAUCUGCCUCAUGGCGUUAAGGAACGCCAUUCAAACACGCUGUGGUCACCGCUUCUGCAAGAGCUGCAUUGAGAAAUCUAUUCGUGAUACAGGGCAGCGGUGCCCCGUGGACAAUGAAAUGCUAUCAGAAGACCAACUGUUUCCCGAUAACUUUGCCAAGAGGGAGAUUUUAUCGCUAACUGUUCGCUGUCCAAACUCCGAUUGUGCCGAGAAAAUGGAGCUCCGACACUUAGAGAAUCAUUUGGCGCAGUGUCAGUUCACCACUGUGCCGUGCCCACAGUGCCUGCAGGCAGUGAGGAAAAGCUACCUAGAGGAGCACAAAGCGGUCGAGUGCCAAAAAAGACUUGUAUCAUGUCCAGACUGCGUGACACACUUUUUUUGGGAUGAGAAAGAGCUUCAUGAGCAGCAGUGUCUCUUUGCCAGCGUGACGUGCCAGUACUGUGAGUUGGAUCUCAUCAGAGACCAUAUGGAGUCUCACUGUGAUACAGAUUGUCCCAAAGCUCCCAUUGCCUGUAACUUCAGCAUUUUCGGAUGUGAAGAAAGGAUGCAGCGCCAUGACCUGGCCCAACACAUGCAGGAGUUCACACAGAUGCACAUGCGCUACAUGGCUGAGUAUCUGCGUAGCCUCAGCCUCAAUGGCACCACACCAAAGCCCCUGCGCAUGCUGGGACCUUCUGUUUCCACUGAAGAUCCAGGACCUGCAGCAUUGGUGUCAGCCUGCGGUGGCGUCAGACCAACUGCAAGCUGCAGCAUCAGCUCUGCUUCAUGUCAGCCCAGCGAGGAGAUGCAGAGGCUCAGAGAGAUGGACGGACGCUUGGUGAAGCAGGAUCAUCAGCUGCGUGAGCUCAUCAUCUUAAAAGAGACACAAGCAGGGCAGCUGGCGGAGCUGAGGCGCCGGGUGUCGGUGCUGGAGGACACCGUAAGAGAACUAGAGGCCCAGCAGUGCCAUGGUAUCUUCGUCUGGCGCCUCCGAGGAUUUUCCGGCCUCCUGCGCAACCAAGAAGCAGGCCUGACCGUGGUGGAGCACAGCCCCGGCUUCUACACCAGCCACCCAGGCUACAAGCUGUGUCUGCGUCUCCACCUGCAGAGCCCCACUGCCCCACGCUGCUCCAACUACAUUUCACUUUUUGUCCACACCAUGCAAGGAACUUUUGACGGGCAGCUGACCUGGCCCUUCCAAGGGACCAUCCGGCUCGCCAUACUCGACCAGGGACCCGAGGGUCAGCAUCACAUGGAGGUGAUGGAGACAAAGCCGGACCUGCUAGCUUUUCAGAAGCCCACCAUUCCGCGCAAUCCCAAAGGAUUUGGUUAUGUGACCUUCAUGCACCUGCAGCAGCUGAGUCAGAGAGUGUAUGUUAAAGAUGACACCCUCCUGAUACGCUGUGAGGUGACGCCACGCUUUGACAACGUUCUUCAUCGUGAGGGACCAUCAGUGCAGCCGAGAGGCCCGGAGGUGUCACGAGACUAAAGUCAAACUCAGUUGGACGAUGGUCGUGUUCGUGUGUCGAGCACAACUUAGCGUUUCAGUGUUGCUCGUUCCUUCAAUAGCAGAGAAAAGUAACAGCCACAGUCUUUUAUAAAUGCUUUUAUUUAUUUGUUCAUCAGCUUCCAGACCCUCUGAACCUUUGUUGUUUGGUCCUUCUCAAAAAACUUGAUCUGAAACAUGUUUUAAGAAGAAAAGAGUGUUAUGCUUUGACUCGGUUCUUACAUUUGUUGGCAGGUAAUUAGCAGAUUAACCUUUUCAGUUGCUGCUGAACUGAAUUGAUGCUCAAUAGAUUUUUAUUUGUAAUGUGUCAAAAUUUUGACUUAGUGUCAGAAUCAACCAGUACUGAUCGGCCAAUCUAAAACUUACAAAUCAGACUUUCUCUUCUUUUUUUGUUGGAUUUUAAUCACAUCUCUGCAGAGCUGGAAGAAAAUUUGAUAUGUUUGAAUUGGCCAUAUUAAAAGUUCAGAGCUGUGCGACUUCUGUAACGACCUGUUCUCAUGAGGUGCUUCCAUGUUUUUGCUUUUAUCCCACCUACUAAUGCAUUGAGCAUCUGUGUAUUCUCAGUGCUAGAUUGUACUAGAAGUUGUUUUUUUAUUAUCCGAACGCUCUGCAGGUUAUAAAAUCUUAAUUAGUGCAUUUAAAUUGUUACAAUGUAAUUACGUAUUCAAAAUGGAAAUAUUCUGAUUUGUUUUUGUUCAGAUACUAGUAUGGUGCCUUCACUUUUUAAAUACACACAUCAUUAAACACGCUCGAACUGUUCAA
Nothobranchius furzeri (turquoise killifish) is the source of this 2651-nucleotide messenger RNA. It is a transcript of the gene traf6, whose product is annotated as TNF receptor-associated factor 6. Gene Ontology annotation, biological process: protein K63-linked ubiquitination; regulation of canonical NF-kappaB signal transduction; tumor necrosis factor-mediated signaling pathway. The record is from RefSeq and is a predicted model, not a curated record. Gene Ontology annotation, molecular function: zinc ion binding; tumor necrosis factor receptor binding; ubiquitin protein ligase activity. NCBI's taxonomy places the organism in Eukaryota, Metazoa, Chordata, Actinopteri, Cyprinodontiformes, Nothobranchiidae.